Diatraea saccharalis (sugarcane borer) is the source of this 1538-nucleotide messenger RNA. The record is from the annotation of a GenBank genome assembly. Lineage: Eukaryota; Metazoa; Arthropoda; Insecta; Lepidoptera; Crambidae.
ACUUGACAUCGUGCGAGUGCGUGUGUUUCACGGUUUCGUAGAAGAAGUUUUUUGUAAUAAUUACAUUUCGUCCCGAAAAUAUGCCCGAAAUAAAAAAGAAAAGACAUGUGUCGAAAAAAAAUAAAAAAGACUGGCGUAAGCACUGUGAUAUUCGUGAUGUAGAAGACUUUUUGGAAGAUCAGCGAUUGGAAGAAAGAUUAGGGAAAUUUGACACAAAACCAGAUAGCGAAUUGUUCGUAAUAGACACGCUUGGCAAGGAUGAAGUCAAAGACGAAAAAGAUGAAAUUACUAUUAAGCCACGAACAGCCAAGGAAAGAAAAAGGCUGCUGUUAUCUGAAACCCCUAAGUGUUUCCAAAUCCUUUUGCCUACAUCUAAGGUUGAAGAUCCAAAUGCAAAACGUAAUCAUGUGAACCCAAUUGGUGCCAAACCAACUGCUUUGAGUAAGAUAACAGAUAUGAAAAGAUUAAAGAAAGGUGUUUAUGAAAAAAAAGUGGCAGUAGCUAGGAAAAAUAGAAAAAUGGCCCUGGACAAAAAGAAGAAAACUAAGCAGAUCAGGAAUACAUUUGAAUUGGAUUUAUGGGGUACAGACACUCCAGAAGCGAAAGGCAUUCCAUCGACAUUGUGUGAUGAGUUUGUUCCACCUGAAGCACAGCUGCACAACGUCCUGCCGGAGAGACGUCUCCGUCCCAAACCUGCACCUCCUAAGACUGUUGUGAACAGAGCAGCAGUAGAAUUACCACACCCUGGUGUCAGUUACAAUCCUAGCUUUAAGGAACAUCAAGAAUUGCUUCAAGAAGUUGUUCAACACGAACAAAAGAUGAUGAAGCGUGAGACGCAUCUGAAUCGUGUCACUACGGGAAUGUUCAGGAAAGUUACGCUGCAAGAGAGGGAGAAUCAAUGGCGUGAAGAGAUGAGCGUAGGACUCCCUCAACCGCAUAAUCCCGCUAACGACCAAGAGUCAGAGUCGGACAGUGAAUAUAAACCAAUCAAUCCACCUGUGAAGAACAAGAAGAAAGAUCACAAAACCCGUAGGAGACAGAAAGAGAUGCUGGCAGAAAAAGAACGAUUGAAGCGACUCAAAAUUGAAAAGAAGAAGAUCACUGAUCUAUACAAACUGCGAAAGCUGGAAUCAUCCUUAUCUGAAGUGGAUAAACGUCAAGCGAAAGAACGUGAAGCUCGAGCUUUGAAACGUGCCGUAGUAGAGGCGACCGCUCUACCCGCACUAAACGCACACAAAACGCCUAAACAAGAACCUGAAUAUGUCGAUCCGGACCAACUCACCGGAGACUUGAGACAGAUCAAAACUAAAGCGAAUUUGCUUCGCGAUCGUUAUGAAUCGCUACAGCGUAGAGGAGCGUUAGCCGCCGCCAAACUAAUGAUGAAGAAAAAGAAGAAACUCAAGAGCUACUUCAAGCCCGGACACAAAGUGACCGAUCAGGACGUCGAGCGGUACGUGAAUAGAACAGCAGGAAAAAAGUGACCUUAGAACUGGGUAUAUAAGGUUCAAUUUUGCAUAUAAAUAAAUAUAUUAUUAAAG